GCCUGACUUGGAAGUCGCCUUCACGCUUUGCGAGCAGCAACAUUCAGCUCCUUGGUGCCUUGGCAAACUUGGUGGCUGCCAGGUCGCCGCUUCCUUAGAAGCGUCCCCUCCUCGUAGGAAACGCGCCUUCCCUUUAAAAAAACUCCUUUUUCAGCGCUCACCCCGUUGAAGGUCCAGCUUGGUCUCGCGCACAUAAUCAUCCGGAUUCCGGCUCAACACUUUCACCUUCAUCCUGCGCGACUGAGAAGGGAGCUGGUGGUGGUAGCGGAGAAGAAACAAUACCCCGCCCUAGCUACCCUUCGCCAGACCACAUGGAAUGGGCAGAAACUAGGCAACGCCAGAAAUAACUUCCGGCUCAAAAGAGCCACGGUAGGCACGGGCUCCUGGUAGGAGGCACAGACAAGAGAAACCGGCUGCUCCACGAUCACGUGAACAAGGACGAAUUAAGACACACUAAGUCCGCCCACUGGGGGGGCACGGCUGCCAGUACCGCGAUUUGAUUGGAAGAGCCGAGAGGGAGGGACUCGGCUCUUACUCUCUAUAGGACGAGAGAAGUGCCUCAUAGGUCAAAGGGCAGGUUACUUCAGACCUCCCACAUGACCGGCUGCGGUCUGCAUAUUAUUAAAUCAAAACAAAAUUCUCCUGGUUCUCUCCCAUGAAUUCUACUGCCGCCAUUCCGGGCGCGCAGAGCCCGGCAUGUGCCGUGGCGGGGUCUGCUUCUUCUUCUUCUCCUUCUCCUCCUUCUACCUCGGUCCCACCAGCGCGGUCUCUGUUCAGGCACGUGCACUUCGAGAACCUGGUGGCCGGGCUGAGCGGCGGCGUCAUCUCCACGCUAGUGCUGCACCCGCUCGACCUGGUGAAGAUCCGCUUCGCAGUGAAUGACGGCUUGGAGCUGAGACCAAAAUACAAUGGUAUCCUGCACUGCUUGACAACCAUCUGGAAACAUGAAGGAUUACGCGGCUUGUAUCAAGGGGUGACUCCAAACAUGUGGGGGGCAGGUGCUUCUUGGGGACUCUACUUUUUCUUCUAUAAUGCCAUUAAAGCCUACAAGACAGAGGAUAAGCGGGAAAGCCUUGGUGCAACUGAACACCUAGUAUCAGCUGCUGAAGCUGGAGCAAUGACGCUGUGCAUUACAAACCCAAUCUGGGUAACGAAAACUCGGCUUGUGUUGCAAUAUGAAGCUGGUGUUGACUUGUCAAAGAGGCAGUACAAUGGGAUGCUUGAUGCCCUUAGUAAAAUAUACAAGUACGAAGGUAUACGUGGCCUGUAUAAGGGAUUUGUACCUGGUCUGUUUGGAACAUCACAUGGAGCACUUCAGUUCAUGGCAUAUGAAGAAUUGAAAUCAAAAUAUAAUAGACAUCAAAACAGACGAUCAGAUACGAAAUUGAGCACUUUAGAAUACAUAACGAUGGCAGCAUUAUCAAAAAUAUUUGCAGUUUCAACAACAUACCCAUAUCAGGUUGUGAGGGCACGUCUCCAGGAUCAGCAUAACAGAUACUCAGGAGUAACUGAUGUCAUCCAUAGGACAUGGAGGAAAGAAGGAGUUCAUGGAUUUUACAAAGGAAUUGUACCAAAUGUGAUCAGAGUCACUCCUGCAUGCUGCAUUACAUUUGUAGUAUAUGAAAAAGUAUCCCACUUGUUGCUUGGCCUUAGGAAUGGUGACUAAGUAUUGGAUGCCUCAAGAAGAGCAUCAUCAUACUUUGAUUCUAGAACAGAUCAGAAAUAUCACACAACUGUCUGGCUUGAGACUGAUUUUUUCUGAUUCUCACAGAAGAAGAUGGAGACGAACACCUUUUGUUGUACUAGAUAAACCUUUUCUGUAUUUGAUCUGCAGUCUGCCUGGAACAUUAUCUCACCUGAACCUUCUGACUAAGCAUUUUUAGAAUUUCGUUCUAUAAUACUUUUUUCUGUCUAACCCUGUUAUAUGAAAAGCAGUGGACUCUUCAUGUAUAGUAGCAGGGCCCUGAUGUCAAAAAUACUAGAUGCAAUAAGGUCCCCAGCAAGCUGGUAUGUUUCAGGUUAUUGCAGGUGGGUCUCUACUUGGUAUUUCUCCAAUAAAUUGUGGUAAUAUUUAUCCACAAUGA
This is a messenger RNA of Rhineura floridana, 2084 nucleotides long. It is a transcript of the gene SLC25A32, whose product is annotated as solute carrier family 25 member 32. The coding region runs from base 656 to 1666 and encodes 336 amino acids. The record is from RefSeq and is a predicted model, not a curated record. Gene Ontology annotation, molecular function: FAD transmembrane transporter activity; folic acid transmembrane transporter activity. The transcript has 7 exons. Gene Ontology annotation, cellular component: mitochondrion. Lineage: Eukaryota; Metazoa; Chordata; Lepidosauria; Squamata; Rhineuridae. Gene Ontology annotation, biological process: nucleotide transport; folate import into mitochondrion.